AGCCGUGAGGCUCAAGAGAUAGAGCAUGCGGAGGGGCCUUACGCAAGCGGAGUAUCCUGAACCCUUCCGCGAUGGUGCCUCUGAUUGCGGUGAGUUUUCUGGCGAGGACGGCAGCUACACCGAGACUGACAACGAGCACGAGUCGAUGCCAGAUAUCUGCAAGCGGGUUAUCAUUCACUAUGGAUUCUUGUUUCCGUUUCAACAUGCGCAACUGCUUGUUUUGUCAUCAUGGGCGUCAUUGCAUCGUUAAUAUUUUGGUAUGUGAAGUCGUAUUUCAAUCCUGGGCCACCCACAGCAUGUUACGCCCUCCCGUCCAAGGCAGGGUACCCCGUGAUCAGUCAGCACAAUAUCAAAACUCAGGAUGGCAUGAGCUUAAAAAUGUGGCGGGUUCCUGGUGACUGCGCCAAGCCGGUGUUGAUAAUGAGUGGUUUGGAGUGUUCUUCACGUGAUUGGUUUGCUGGACUCGAUUCAGAGGCGCUUCCGUGGCUUCUUUCGAGGGAGGGCUUCGACGUCUGGCUUGGAAACAAUCGCGGAGUGUUUUUGUCAAAUACGCCAGCGUGGAAUUGGACCUUCAUAGACAUGGCUGAUUUCGACCUCCCCGCCAUGAUCGACGCCAUUCUGGCUGAGACCCGCGCGUCAACUCUCAGAGCCUUCGUCGGGCACAGCCAAGGUGCGUUUCAAGGCUUUCUGAAGUUCGGCGAGGACGACACGAUACGGCGGCGCGUGGACCACUUCGUGGCCCUUUCGCCCGCGGUGUUCCUGACGCAGCAGCGCUACACUUGGAGAGUCCUCUCCGCGCUGCACCUGGACGACCUCGCCGUGCACACGUUCCUUCCGCCCGGGAGCCCCUUCGAGGUCAUGGAGGAGAUGCAGCGCGACCUGUGCUGGGUCAAGAGCUGGCUGUUCGCGUGCUGGGAUGCCGGAGGCUUGGCCCCGUGCGCUCCGCGGGCCCAGCCGAGCUCACCUCGCUCCUCUGAAAGGGGCCCACAGACACGCAAAUAGAUACA
Molecule: messenger RNA, 1007 nt
Organism: Prorocentrum cordatum
Lineage: Eukaryota; Dinophyceae; Prorocentrales; Prorocentraceae
Source: the annotation of a GenBank genome assembly